Messenger RNA from Diabrotica balteata, 2733 nucleotides. Lineage: Eukaryota; Metazoa; Arthropoda; Insecta; Coleoptera; Chrysomelidae. The record is from the annotation of a GenBank genome assembly.
AUGUUGCAAAGCGAUAAAGACUACAAAGAGCGGCUUAUAGCCACUGUAAAGAAGGAAGUCAAACAAGUAAUGGAGGAAUCGGUGACAAAAAAAUUUGUGCAUGAAGAAAGCGGAUGCGUGACUUCCUUAUGUGGAGCUGUAGAGGCUUGUCUGUCUCAAGGUUUACGGCGAAGAGCUCUUGGUCUAUUCAAAACGUCUUCCACAACAGCUUUGCUUCACAAAAUAGCGAAACACUGUCCAGAAGCAUCCAGUAUAUCCAAGAAAGUAGAAGAUCUCGAAAACACGGACCCAACUAGGAGGUCUUCAAGCAGCAGUGAUAGCGUAACCAAGCCUACGCUGAAAAAGAACGCUUCGCUACCUAGUAAUCCUCUGCCGAAAUAUUUAUGGAUCAGAUUGGCCCUGUUUGAAAAACAUCUAGCCAAAAUAAUAGACUUCUUAGUGUCAAACGCUCAUAAGUAUUACGACAAAGACGCGUUGGUAGCGGAUCCUGAAUAUGGAACUAUUCUAAGUUCGCUGCUGAUGGGACCUUGUGCUUUAGACUACUCUAGAAUGAAGAACCACGACCAUUUUUGGACGGAUCCACCUGCGGAUGAAUUGGUCCAAAGACACAGAAUCUCCAGUGGUCAUUCGACUCCUCCAUCUGUUCGUCGACCAAUUCUCAACUUUAGAAGGUCCUUGAAUACCAGUUCCGAUGACGUCAUAACUAAUAGGUCUUCCACUCAACAAAUAGCUAAAGAUUAUGUAGAAACUUUACACCAAAACUCAAAAGCCACUUUACUUUUUGGGAAAAAUAAUGUACUAGUUUUACCUGUCAAUUCUGAUCUGUCAAAACCUAUACCAGGGUAUCUAAGUUUGCACCAAAUGGCGUCUGGCCUAGCUAUAAAAUGGACUCCAAAUCAACUUAUGAAUGGUUUCGUCGACGAAGCGCAAGACAAAAGUAUAUAUUGGGAUUAUGCUUUGAACGUCAGACUUGACGAUAUUGUAUAUGUUCACUGUCACCAAGAUAGUGAGACCGGCGGUACUGUGAUCCUGGUUGGACAAGAUGGUGUCCAAAGACCACCAAUUCACUUUCCUAAAGGUGGACAUAUGUUGGCGUUUCUGAGUUGUAUAGAGACAGGACUGCUACCUCAUGGAAGGCUGGAUCCACCGUUGUGGUCCCAGAGAUCAGGAAAAAAUUACACAAAAAGAAGAAGACCACUGCCAGCCUUAACGGAAAAUGAAGAUACUAGCAAAGACUACGUGUUCAGGAUCGUCGAUAAUACAUGCAAUCAUAAAGACAUACGUAAGGCAUUCUAUGGUUGGUUGGCAUACUGCCGACACCUCUCUACAGUUAGAACUCAUUUAAGUGGAUUAGUUCAUACCAAAAUAAUCAACGGAGAUGGAGCAAGCGAAGGAAUAACAAUAGAGAAAUGGGCUGAACUAUGUCUAGACGGUGUAGUUUCCGAUUAUGCCGAGGUGUAUCGACUGACGUAUUUUGGUGGCAUUGCGCAAGAUCUUAGGCACGAAAUAUGGCCGUAUUUACUAGGACACUAUAAAUUUGGAAGUACUUCGGAGCAAAGGAAAGAACUUAGUGAAGAAACUAGACAAGCAUACGAAAACACAAUGUCAGAAUGGUUGGCAGUGGAAGCAAUAGUAAAGCAAAGAGACAAGGAAAACCAGGCACAUGCUAUAGCGAAACUGAGCAGCGAAAGUAUGUCAGGAGAACAAGUACCAGCUCAAACGCAAGAAGAACUUUGCAAUGAAGUUUUUGAAGAUGACGUAAUUACCGAUGACGAAGAUGAAUCUCUAGAAGAAGACAAAGAAGGUGGCAAGAAGAAACAUAAACAUACGAAACAGAAUACCAUCAAGUAUAUGAGUGACGAAGAAGAUUCUGGAGGAGGUAAGGAAGUUAAGGAGGAAAACAAGGAAGUAGACGCUAAAGAAGUUAAUCCUACCCCUGCAGAUAACACAAACGUACAAAAUGAUGAAGCCUUAAGUAGCGAAAAUAAAAUUAGUACAUAUGGCAGCAAUGUAGAUAAAGAAGAUAUCGUAAUAGUACAAGAUGAAGUUGAAGCAGAUACUGAAGAUUCUAAAGAAAGUGAACAACAAUCUAUUGUAAAUGUUAACGAAGAAUUAAAAGACUUUAUACAUAAUGUGAUUGUGAUAAAUGCGAGUGUUGAUAUAUGUAAUUUAGGUAACGAGAGCCCACGGAUGAGCAAUUUGGAUGCCGUAACUGAAGAAAACAAUUCCUCUUUGGAUACGUGUAUAGAAACACAUGGUUUAGCGUCUCCGGCUCGAUCCUGCUGUGUUUCCCCCGCUAGUUCUAACGGGGGUGUAUAUAGUCAAGAACUUCUUGAAACUUUUGGCCUAAAUCUACAUCGAAUAGAAAAGGAUGUACAAAGGUGUGAUCGCAACUAUUGGUACUUUAUGGAGAAAGAAAACUUAGAUAAACUAAGAAAUGUCAUGUGCACGUGGUUUUUGUUGGACUUCAAAAGAGAGCUGAUGUAUCCUGACGUAAAUGCAACAUGGGAGGUGAUCUGGGCAGCGCAACAAGUAGCCUCAACCCAUUUCGUUCUGUUUUUGGCUCUUGCUCUUCUGGAAACCUACAGAGAUAUUAUUUUAUCCAAUGGAAUGGAUUUUACCGAUAUUAUUAAGUUUUUUAAUGAAAUGGCUGAAAGGCACAAUGUACAAGCAGUAUUAAAACUAGCCAGAGAUUUAGUACUCCAGCUUCAAAUCCUCAUCGAAAACAAAUGA